CGGUACACAACACAUGGCGGUGACAAGUAUGAAACUUGCUUUUGUGGCCAUGUUGGUUCGGUAGCACAACAUCCACCUUACCAUGAUUAUCACCUACAUAUGUAGUUCUACAUAUGUAGUUCUCCUAGUAAUUUACUAUUUCUAAGCAGCUCCUUCUGUUUAUGUAGAUACGGUAUUUUUGUGAAGCUAAUCGCUCAUCCUUGUUUACUGAAGGACCCCCUUGUCUACCCCCUAGGUAGGUAUACUCGGCAACAUUGUAACAGUCCGGUGUCGUAUUAUCGUGUCUAAUGGUCAUAAACUUAGCCAUUAACCUUUUCUCAAACCCUCAUUACUUUUUUUCUACAUAAAUCUCGCAUCAACAAUCACUUCGAAACAAUGGCUCCGUCAAUACCGUCAGUUAUCGCCCGGCCGUUUACUCGCGGAGUCGAUAUUGUUCGCGGAACUCUAGGAAGCUUGACAUGGGGUCCGGUUUUAGCAGUGGCUAAACCGGCCAUACUGUCAGUAUUCUCUAACAUCGAGGUUGGCACCCUGUUGCUGGUCGAUGAGCCUGCUGGAACCAGGCUGGUUUACGGUCAAAGAAUUACCUCGAAAACUUAUGACGCUACCAAUGGGGACUACCCAGUCAGGAGAGCUGGUACCAUCCCGCGAGUUGAAGUCAGGGUAACGGACGAAGCUUUUUGGGUGCGAUUGCUGCUUUUCGCAGACAUGGGCUUUGCGGAAUCAUACAUGCUAGGCGAAUUCGAGUGUGCUGAUUUAACCGCAUUUUUUCAGCUCUUCAUCGUAAAUCGUGAUCGGAUGAGCAAUGGAAUAACCCUAUUCUCUUCAUUGUCUGGUGCCAUUUCCAGCAUUGCGCGGAAUACGAACACACUAUCAAACUCACUGUUGAACAUCUCUGCUCACUAUGACAUCAGUAAUGACAUGUUUGCGGCAUUCCUAUCAAAAGAUAUGACUUAUUCCUGUCCAAUUUGGAAACCUCGGGCGUCUCCUAGUGAGCCCGAAGAGAGCCUCGAAGAAGCACAAAUCACCAAACUCAACAGAUACAUCGACGGGGCGAAAAUAAAGCCCACAGACCAUGUCUUAGAGAUCGGAACCGGAUGGGGAUCGUUUGCUAUCGAAGCUGUUAGAAAAACGGGAUGCCGGGUGACGAGUCUAACGCUAUCUAAGGAGCAAAAAGUGUUGGCAGAGCAAAGAAUUCACGAAGCAGGCUUUUCGAGUCGCAUUAACGUACGACUACUAGAUUAUCGCAAGUUGCCCGAUACGGUCAAAUAUGACAAGAUCGUGUCUAUAGAGAUGCUGGAGGCGGUUGGCCAGGAAUACUUGGGCACAUAUUUUGCAUACAUUGAUCGGUUGCUGAAGAAGGACGGCAUCGCCAUGUUUCAGUGCAUCACGAUGCCGGAGGGGAGACAUGAGGCUUACUCCAAAUCCGAAGACUUCAUAAAUAAGCACAUAUUCCCCGGCGGCUAUCUCCCCUCGAUUACACAGCUCCUAAACCACAUUUCCAAGGAGUCCAACGGCACGCUGAUUGUGGAGCGUGUCGAGAACAUUGGAGGCCACUAUGCCAAGACGCUGCGGCUGUGGCGCGACCGGUUCCUGACGAACUUCGAGUCCAGGAUUCGCCCGGCGCUCAAGGCGGAGCACCCGUCCAUGACGCAGCAGGAGAUUGAUGUGUUUAGGCGGAAAUGGGAGUACUACUUUACCUACUGCGAGGCUGGGUUCGUGACGAAGACGCUGGGGGAUGUGAUUAUCACGGUGGGCAGGGAGGGCGCUAUGGAGUUGAUGGAAGAUAUCCCGGUAUAG
Molecule: messenger RNA, 1797 nt
Organism: Hypoxylon fragiforme
Lineage: Eukaryota; Fungi; Ascomycota; Sordariomycetes; Xylariales; Hypoxylaceae
Product: cyclopropane-fatty-acyl-phospholipid synthase
Exons: 4
Coding region: 376-1797 (473 amino acids)
Source: RefSeq, a predicted model, not a curated record